GGUGGCAUCGCCGCAUCCAUCCCGGGCGACUGCUCGUCAGCGGGGAUGAUGACAACGACGACGAUGACGACGAUGAUGAUGAUGAUGAUGAUGAUGCAGGGUUGGUGUGGUGAAGAACCGACGCUGGAGGACAUCUUCUUCUGCCCACCGCCGCCGUGUUGUUUUCGGAUGACAGCGGGAGGAGACAAAUAAACCGCAUCGCUCGCUCUUUAGCCGGCUAACGCUAAGCUAUCCCUUUAGCUCAACCGCUGGCUGUUUCCCCCCUGUCGGUACUUUUCUCCCCCCCACACACACACGCCGCCAUGCGGAGACAUGCUGGCGGCGAAGAGGACAUUUAAACACCGUAGCUGUCGAUUAGCCUCACAGCUAAGCUAGUUAGUUAGUAGUUGGGUUUUUUUCCCCCCCUCCCCUUCUUUCUGUCGAUGAGGAUGCUAACUGAGGGGAGCGACUGACUGGCCGAGUGAAGGUGCGCCUCAACACGCUCAUGAAGGUCAUGACGGCGAGAGAAUGAUCAUGCUGGAAAAACAGAGCUCGACGCAGGAGAUUGGUGAGGAGGUUGAGGAUGACGCCAUCUUCACCAUCACGCUGCGUAAGGUGCAGCUGCACCACUCAUCCAGCAAGGGGCAGCGUUGGCUGGGCGUGGAGACGGACACCGCCCUCAGCCUGUACGAGACUUGCAAGGUGCGAACCAUCAAGGCGGGGACCCUCGAGAGGCUUGUCGAAUACAUGGUCACGGCCUUUAGGGGAAAAGACUCCACCUACGUCACCAUCUUCCUGUGCACUUACCGAUCCUUUGCCACCGCUAAGCAGGUGCUCGACCUGCUUCUCAACAGGUACGCCAGGCUUCAGAAUGUUCCGGCAGCGGCGGCGCAUCGCGUCUGCCAGGACGACUGCACCGAGCUCAGAAACACGGUGUCGUCCAUCUUGGGUGCAUGGCUGGACCAGUACUCGGAGGACUUCUGGACUCCUCCGGGGUACGACUGCCUCCACCAGCUUUUGUCCUACCUCCACCUUCACUUCCCCGGUUCUGACCUAGAACGUCGCGCCCGCAACCUGCUGGCGCAUUUCCACAGACGGCAGCAGUGCGAACCCGAGACCGACGGCGAACACUUGGGCUGCCCUUUCGCCACGCAGGAGGAGAGCGGCUUUGAGGACGAGCUGCCCACCUUCAGCUUCCUGUCUUUUGACCCCAUCAUGGUGGCCGAGCAGUUCACACUCAUGGACGCGGACCUGUUCAAGAAGGUGGUCCCGUACCACUGCCUGGGGGGCAUCUGGUCCCAGCGUGACAAGAAGGGCAAAGAGCACCUGGCGCCCACUAUCCGCGCCACGGUGGCCCAGUUCAACUCGGUCACCAACUGCGUGAUCAGCACCAGCCUCAGCAACACGGCGCUCAAACACAACCAGAGGGCCAGGCUGCUGGAGAGGUGGAUCGACGUGGCCCGGGAGUGUCGUAUCCUGAAGAACUUCUCAUCCUUGCGAGCCAUCCUCUCCGCCCUGCAGUGCAACGCCGUCCACCGCCUGAAGAGGACAUGGGAGGAAGUGUCUCGGGAGAGUUUCCGCACCUUCCGUGAGCUUUCCGAGAUCUUCUCAGAUGACAACAACUACUCGCUCAGCCGGGAGCUGCUGGUGAAGGAGGGAACGUCCAAGUUCGCAACACUGGAGAUGAAUCCCAAAAGAGCUCAGAGGAGACACCAGCAGCAGAGAGACCUGGGAGUGAUGCAGGGCACUAUUCCCUACUUGGGCACCUUCCUGACAGACCUGGUUAUGAUGGACACAGCCAUGAAGGACUACACCGAGGGUGGUCUGAUCAACUUUGAGAAGAGAAGAAAGGAGUUCGAAGUGAUUGCGCAGAUCAAACUGUUGCAGCUGGCGUCCAACAACUACAGCUUCACGCAGGACGCACACUUCCGUGAGUGGUUCGCUUCCACCGAGAAACUCAGCGAGGCCGAGAGCUACCAGCUGUCGUGCGACAUCGAGCCGCUCUCUGAGUCGGCUAGCAACACGCUGCGAGCCAAGAAGAAUGGAGGCAUCAUGAAGCGAUGGAGCGAUCGUCAGUUGGCAGAGGGUUCCUCCAGUUGCUCAGCGGCCGGAAGUGGCAGCGCCGUGGGUUCGCAUUCAAAGUCCUUCGACCACGCCCACUUCCGACCGUACCAAGGCGGCGGAGGGGACAGCGGCGACGCCCUAAGCGUCACCUCCGUCAGCUCCAGCGGCUCAGACCUGGAGGACGUUAACGCCAGCUUCCUCUCGGACUCGCCCGAGGGACACGAGAGGAAGACGUCAACGCCUUCGGUGAAACUUUCUGUUUCGGCGCUGGGGAGAGACGCUCCGGCUGCAGACACAACCUCUACGUUCUGGGAGUGCACGUCACUGUCGUCUCUGGACACGUCCGGCAUGGGCUCCAGCUCGGGCUCGGCGUCGGGCUCCAGCACGGCGUCGUCGUCGUCUGUGUCGUCGUCCGCGGCGCUGUCGCUGUCCCUGUCGGCAUCGCGCUCGCACAAACGCUCUGUGUCGGCCGUGUCCAACUACUCAACGCUGUCACUGCCCCUCUACAACCAGCAGGUGGACGACUGCUGCAUCAUACGCGUCAGCCUCGACGUCGAGAAUGGAAACAUGUACAAGAGCAUCCUGGUAACCAGUCAGGACAAGACGCCCGCCGUCAUCCGCAAAGCGAUGAUCAAACACAAUCUGGAGAGGGAGAAGACAGAAGACUACGAGCUAGUGCAGAAGAUCGCAGAAGACAAAGAGCUUCGUAUCCCCGACAACGCCAACGUCUUCUACGCCAUGAACUCCAGUGCCAACUACGACUUUGUGCUGAAGAAGCGCGGGCCGGUGCGGCCCAUGCGUGCUAAGACGGUGGCCAGCUCCACGCUGCCCCGGAUGAAGCAGAAAGGACUGAAGAUAGCGAAAGGGAUUUUCUGAGGGUGGGAGAGUGGGCGAGAGAGAGAGCGCCACCUGGAGCAUUUUAGCACUUAGUUUGGCUUCGGGAAGCCGUUUCUGGGCCAAGUCACUUACUUGUUUACAUCAGGCAGCCAGGAAAGUGGUCGCACUUUGGAUUUUUUUACAGCAUCCUGGCCUAUAGUGUUGACACAUGGUCAAACAGACGUCCCGUGGGCAAGAUCUGGAUGUCCCGGAUGGAUUUUUUUUUUACAGCAUCCUGGCAAUGGUCUGGAUGCCUAUCGUGUUGCCACAUGGGUAGGAUCUGGUAGGUCCCUAAUGGUCAUUGAGUUGACACAUGAUCAAAACAGUCGUCGUCCCGUGGGCGUGUUCCGGAAGUCCCGGAUGGAUUCUUUUUUUUUUUUUUUUUUAUAUAUAUAUAUAAACAGCAUCCUGGCGAUGUUCUGGAUGCCCAUCGUUUUGACACGAGGUCAGACAUUGUGCCAUGGGUAAGAUUGGGAUGUUUCCGGUGCCCACACCGUUGACACAUAGUCAAACAGACCUUGUCCCGUGGGUAGGAUCCGGAUGUACCGGAUACCCAGUUUUGACACGUGGUCAAACAGACCAUGAGUCAAAUGACACUUGAUUGAAUGGGCCAACAAAAUGUAUAUACGUCAGGUGUGCUGUGUAUUUUUUUGCUUUGCAUAUAAUUUUGUGUUUUUGUUUUCUGCUUUGACGAUGGUGCUGCUGAUGAUCUUUUAUUCAAGAGGUCACAUGAUUUCACUCGUCGCCAUGUUUGGAAACUCUUUGAACAAUUUAAUGACCACAUUGACGGUUUUUGACUGGGAAUCUUUGACCACUAGUAGGCGUCAGCCUGUCAAUUGUAGUUACGAUAAUGCUGUCUUUUUUUUUUUGUGUCUUUUUCUGUCUUUUACUGGUGACUUUGCACUUAAUUUAUGAAGAAAGGCUCAGUGCUCAACAUAAAUGACUUCAGCUUUUCAUAAAAAAAAAUUCAUCAACAUUGGAAUAAUUUUCACAAUUUUGAUGAUGAUCACACUCAACGAAGUAUUAGAGCCAUACUGAAAAAAACAUUAUCAUACAGUAUUAUAAAAAUAAAGUUGGAAAACAGCUGAGGACGUAUCUACAUGAUAUUUAAUGUUCCAGAAAAAAAAUAUGGCUUUAAUCUCGUAAGAUUCUUUUCUUGAAAAAAUAAGUCUCAUAAAAUUACGGCGAGUAAGAAUAUGAAUUAAUUCUCUCAAGCUUAUUACCAAGUUUUUUUCCGGAAAAAAAUAUAGCAAUGGUCGUUUUUUUUUUUUUUCAAAACAUUCUUUAUUGUAAAGUUUUGACUUCCGCCACCCCCCAAAAAAUCUGACUUGUUUGUCCUAAGAUUAAGACUUUAUUCUUGAAAUAAUUAGAAUUAUUUGCUCCCAAAAAUAAGUUUUUUUUUUUUUUGAAAAUUGCAACUAUCAAAAUAAAACCUUUUUUUUCCUGAAAAUAAAUGCCUUUUACCUGUUGACGUGAAGUUGUUUCUGCUGAGCACUGUAUGUAAAGGUUUACCUUUCGAAAUGAUGAAGUUGAAAUAUUGGGAUAGGAUGUGGACGCACUGGAGGAAACGACGUGGUUGGGUUUUUCCCAACUUCUCACAAAGGAAACACUAUCGGAAUGGAUCUGAGGCUGACGUUGGCUGCAAAGCAUAAUGGGAAGUGUAGGAAACGCACCUGUGGAGAGAAAAUGGCCUGACCACCACAAGGUUGUCACUGCCACAAAACUAAAUGUUUGACUGAUGCCACUGCCACCAUUUUUUGCCUUUUUUUGUUUUUGUUUUGCUUUUAUUUGGGACACGCAAAAGGUCCAAAUGGUGAUGGAGUCACUGUGGGCUUCAUGUCGAGCACUGUGAACAACAACAACAAAAAGUGUCCUGGUGGAUGCAGUGAGCAGGGACAAGUUGCCAAACAAGUGAUUUGCCUUUUAAGCUGGGAACAAACCUUUGGAUUUUAUUUUUUUUUUUUUAAACUUUUGAACAAAGUUGUGACUUUACACACUGGUGUACUACUUCAACCUGGACAAACCGCUUACAACCUUUUACACACCUGCAGCACUGAGAAGCUUGGCCUCCUUUGACGCACUGCGGCAACUACAUCAUCACAAGACACACUUGACUUUACAUGCCACAUGUUAAUUUUUUAAUUAACACUUGACAUGACAAGCAGGUCAUUACAUUUUAAAUUACAUCACUUGAUGUGUCACAACACUUAAAAUGAUACUUGACGAACGACGCUUGAGAUGACAAUUGAUGUCGGUUGACGUUACAUCACUUGACAGGUCACUUUGUGUCACUUGACACUUUACAUGUUCAGUCUCUUAAAUGCAAUUUGACAUGACGCAGCCAUUUGACAUAACACUUUACAUGUUGUCUCUUGACAUGUCAUUGGACUUAAAACUUGGUUACAUGCUACAUCACUUGACAUGACCCAUGAUAUGACCCUAGAAACGUCACUUGACAACACAUUACAUGAUAUUUCACAUUACACUUUACGUGUUGUUAAAUGACACCUUAUAAUACUUCACUUGACGUCACAACACUUUACAUGACACUUGACGACGCUUGACAUGACUGUGUGACACACUACAUGUUCUAUCACUUGACAUGUAACAAGUGACACAACUUUAUGUAACACUUGAUAUGUCACUUGACACAGUUACGUCACAUGUCACAUCAUAUGUAACUGUCAGAUGGCAUGGCAGUUGUUAUUUGGUGUCACUUGACAUGACACUUGAUGUGUCACAAGGUCAACACUUGAUGGCACUUGUACUACAUGUUAGGAGACUUGACAUUUUAAUCAAUUGACAUAAACACUUGACAUGUCAUUUGAUAUUUUACUUGUACUCAUGAUGUGAUUUCUGACAUGCCACUUGACACGGUUUGGCACUUAAUGUGACAUCUGACUGCCUUCUGACAAAUUGCAUCACUUGACAUUAGACUUCACAUCACGUCAAGUGUCACUUAACAUGAUUUUUCUACUUUUCAGAAAGUUGCGAUUGAACAAACCUGUUGUGGUUUUAUUAUUUUUUGUGUUUUGUGUAAUUUUUUUUUACGUUUGGGCAAACAGCUGCCAUUUUUUUUUCACACGUGCAGCAGGAUGAAGCACAUUUUGCUUUAGCGCACUGCAGGAAUUCCAUGCUUUCCCCUAUGAGAGUCAUCCCUCAAUUCCAAUAAGACUUUUGUGUGUGUGGGCGCGUCUGUGCGUGUGUGUGUGUGUGUGAUGCGUCUGUUACCAGACAAAGAAAAGGUAAAUUCUGUAGUUGUCUGUGUAGCCGCGUUGACAUGACUUUCCUGUGGUGCUUUGAGCAUGUGUGUGUCCGUGUGUGUUGUGUUAAUAUUUGUUGCCCACCGCUGUGCUUGGAUGCUAUUCUUUCCCCCAUUUGACAAACUUUUUCUAAGUCUCUUCUUUAAUACUUCCUCCUCCCAGAAACACACACAGAAACGAUGUAGAAUACAAAAAGUGCCCCCGCCAAUGUUUAUUUAUUGAUUUGUAUAUACAGCUUUUUUUUGCAUUGUACAUUCCCUCCUCUAUUGGUUAUAGAUUAAUAUAUUAAUGUAUAUAUGAAUAAACAUACUGUU
Phycodurus eques (leafy seadragon) is the source of this 6496-nucleotide messenger RNA. Its product is annotated as ral guanine nucleotide dissociation stimulator-like. The record is from RefSeq and is a predicted model, not a curated record. Bases 508 to 2919 code for a protein of 803 amino acids. Gene Ontology annotation, biological process: positive regulation of GTPase activity; Ras protein signal transduction. NCBI's taxonomy places the organism in Eukaryota, Metazoa, Chordata, Actinopteri, Syngnathiformes, Syngnathidae. The transcript is spliced from 18 exons. Gene Ontology annotation, cellular component: plasma membrane. Gene Ontology annotation, molecular function: guanyl-nucleotide exchange factor activity.